GGUACUUAAUUGGAGUACCGUCGGUAAUGCAGCGUUCUGCAAUCCUCGACACGAGGAUUCGGGUUUGUUUACUUUACGUCGUACGUUUUUUUUAUCGUGACGUAUUUACGGAAAAUGUGAACGGAAUAAUAAAUAAUUUUCCGACGGGCGUUAUGGCGUGACAGGCGUGCUCGAGUCGCUACGGAGGCGAAACUGUCAAACGUGACAGGCAUCACACGUAAUUUUUCACAAUUUUUAGUUUGAAAAAAAGGAUGGCCCACGUCAAUCAGGGAAUCGGGGAGGCCGCGGACUUUCUAACGAGGUUUCACAAUAUCUCGAACAAACUGAAAAAGCGAUUUCUGAGGAAGCCAAAUGUCGCGGAGGCAUGCGAUCAAUUUAGUGCCUUAGCUACCGAAUGCGAACAGAAAGAAUUGUGGCAAUAUGCAGGUUUGUGCUGGUUGGCAGCCGCUAGAUGCCAGGGCACAUUGGAAAAUGCCUCCUCGGAAAUAAAUCUUCUGGUGAAGGCUGGAAGGCAAUUCCUUAUAGCUGAGAAAAAAGAUAACGACAUAGGAUGUCCCUCUAUAGGCCAAGAGAACAUACAGGCGGCUGUGAGUUGCUUUGGCCAUUCUAUGGCUAGAUGCAGCAAUCAACCAGGAUUCAACACAAUUUCUGCUGGUUUAUCAGUAGAGUUGGCGUUAGCGCUAGGCCCAGGUCCCGCCGGUAUUCAACAGUUGCGCAAAGCAAUCGAUAUCUUUCCUACGUCAAAAGCUAUCAAUACCUUAGUGUCUUUCCAUAUAAGACAGGGAGAUUACGUCGCUGCGUUACAAAUACUCAAUGAAUUUGUAGAAUUUGUAGAAGCUUGUGUUGUGGCUGGUGCUAGAGGAAACUAUAAUGCUAUCUUACAUAGGUGCGAAGUGACGCGAGUACUUCUACUGCUCAUUCUUCAGCCAUCACCCCAGAGAUUGACCCCAUCUCUCGCCCAAGUCCUCGAAAAGUACGCGUGGGCGGAAGAAAAUGUGAACAACGGUCUCAAUAUGAGCGAGGACGAAUUAUUAUUACUGCAAUCCCUAGUAUUAGCGUGCCAAUCUCACGAUCAUCAAGCGGUGUUGGAGCUCGAAAACGAACUAUAUCCUUACUUCGAUACAGAGCAGAAGGAACUGUUGCAUAAAUUGAUACAAGUAGUAUCGACGCAGUAAAUAUACAAUAAUGCCGUGUGUAACGA
Temnothorax curvispinosus is the source of this 1201-nucleotide messenger RNA. Its product is annotated as factor VIII intron 22 protein-like. The coding region runs from base 252 to 1175 and encodes 307 amino acids. Gene Ontology annotation, cellular component: early endosome. NCBI's taxonomy places the organism in Eukaryota, Metazoa, Arthropoda, Insecta, Hymenoptera, Formicidae. Gene Ontology annotation, biological process: vesicle cytoskeletal trafficking. Gene Ontology annotation, molecular function: protein binding. The transcript is spliced from 7 exons. The record is from RefSeq and is a predicted model, not a curated record.